Molecule: messenger RNA, 1167 nt
Organism: Pochonia chlamydosporia 170
Lineage: Eukaryota; Fungi; Ascomycota; Sordariomycetes; Hypocreales; Clavicipitaceae
Exons: 2
Coding region: 1-1167 (388 amino acids)
Source: RefSeq, a predicted model, not a curated record
AUGCCUGGCACCUUGGCACACCAGAUACAACACGCGCACUGCACAAGCACGCCAUCAACUCGACCGACCAACUGGCCAUCCUCCCAUACCGGAUAUCACUCCCCUCAAAGAAUGCUGCAAGCAAUGCUGUUGCUCUCCCACCCAGCAAACGGGUCGCCUUUGUUCCGCCACCGAGCAUGCAUUUGGCCCACAGAUUACAAUCAACGAGCGCCUCACCACCUUGAACCGGAGCGCUUCAAUGAUACCACAGUCUCCACUGCCGAGUCAAAACACUCUUGUUGGUUUCAAUUUCAACUUGCUGCCAAGCCAGGCAAUCUUGCCUUGGGGUUUAUGGGUCGCUUUCCCCAAGUUAGCCGCAUGAGAGCCACUGCCCUAUCUUUCACACCGGACUCUCAACCUUUGACUGCUCUUGCUUUGACUGACUCCAUCCGGGCGGUAGCGCAAGCUUUUGUUCCGUUUUGCCUCAUGAAGAAUCAAGACUCAAAACGGGGUGUCCUCGGGUUGCGCUUUGGUCCCAAGUACCAGACAUGCUACACUAAUGCAAAAUGGUGGAAACGUCGAGCUGAGCCAGCCUUUUAUGGGUCUGGUGUUGUCUUUGAGCACCAGCUUCCAUUGGCAUGUCACCCCGACAGCACUCCAACCAGCCGGGCCUUGCCAACACAAGGAACCUACCUUGCUGUGGCACUCUUCAAGAACACUUCUCGAAAUAAUAUUGAAUCCAAUGAAGGAAUCCGCCAAGCCACCAGGACGGAUCCCUCGGUGAUCAGCCUAGCGCCCAAUCGACACUUGAGCGUUCAUGGCAAGAGCACAACAAACAGUCGAUGUUCAGUCUUGGUCAAAAUGUGCCACCGCAGCGGUGUAUACACUAAGUUACUAUAUCAAAUAGUUAUAAAUUGCGUUGUAUGCGGCCCAAUCCUGCACUGCAAGGAUCGCCAUUCCCACAAUGAUGCUCAGCUACAGUCUGUAGCUAACCCUGUUUGCCUACAGCUACGUACAUAUUCGCUGACAUCUUGCUGUAUAUCCUGCAUACUAUGCGAUGUUGGGUUGUUUUGGUCCGUUCAAAUUUUUGGCUCUAGAAUGCCAGCAGAUGUUGCGUCAAAGAGUCCAACCUCCUACAUACCCACGAAGACAGGUUGGGCUAUUGGGCUGUUUGGAUUCGGUAUCUGA